AUGUUUUCUCUACCUGCAGUUCAGGAGUUCUCCACAUUGACGCUUCUGUCUGCCGGAGCAUCUGUCCUCCUUGGCUUAUUAUACUUAACUCUAUUUCCUGGAAAAUAUCAAUUUCCUCCAGGGGCCCCAAAACUUGUUUCAGGACAAUAUCCUAUAAUUGGUGCUUCUGGAUUUUUCACAGCUCGCUGGGACUUUUUCCGAAAUGCCAUUGCCCAAAGUCCAACGGGGAAUUUCUCAUUCUUCCUCGGAAAGUAUCCUGUGGUAGGUUUGAGUGGAGAAAUUGGCAGACGGGUAUUCUUCGACAGCCGAGAGUUGGGAUUCGCAGAAGGGUACGCGGUGCUAUUUGGGCAGUCACCAAACAGCUUGCACGAUAAUCAGGAUUUUGAAAAGAGCAAAGAGCUCACUGGUCCAGGUGGCUUCAGCAGUAGGACUUAUACACGGAUGCUCAAAGCGGAGAAUUUUGUUAAAAGCUUGCCUCAACUCAGAAAGGAUGUUCAAGGAAGCAUGAAUAGGUUAGCCAACGAUCCUUCGGGAAUCACAGAUCCAUUUGAAAGCAUAUAUCGCAUCGUUUAUCAGCUUACGAUACGGACCGUGGGAUGUGAUGACAUUGCUGAGAACCCAGAGUUACUGGAAAAGACUCUACAACUUUUCGAGACUGUCGAAGCCAGUGCUACUGCAACAACGAUUUUAUUUCCAAAGUUUCCAUCAAUAGGUAUCAUCAAAAGAACUAUCGCGGGAGGGCGGCUUUAUAUGAUUAUCAUGAAGAUUGUUAAUGAAAGGAGAAAAACAGGGAAAAGACGUGAUGAUCCUCUUCAGAUGUUGAUUGAUGAUGAUGUCGAGGUAGAACAGAUUGUGACUCAUAUUAUUGGUUCUCUUUUUGCGGGCUUAUUGAACAGUGGCAUUAACUCUGCAUGGGCGCUUGCUUACUUAGCCACCAACCCUGAAUGGAUGGGCCGAGUUCGAGACGAAAUUAAUUUUGUCGCACAAAAGUACACCUCCAAUCCUGAUGCUCCUCUUGUUGAGCAACUUUCAGAGAUUCCAAGUGAUGCCUGGGAAUCGGAGUUUCCCAUGAUGCAUCUUUGUCUCAGAGACAGCAUCAGACUUCAGCUUCUAGGUACUGCAUUUCGCAGAAACAUCAGUGGUCGAGAUGUUCCCGUUGGGGACCACGAGGUCAUUCCUCCAGGAGCUUUUGUAUGUUUUCAUGUCGGAGACAUUCAUUUAAAUCCGGACAUCUACCCAGAACCCACAAAAUGGGACCCUUCAAGAUAUUUGCCAGAUCGUGCAGAGGAUAAAAAGGUGCAUUAUGGUUGGAUGGGUUGGGGGUUGGGACGACACCCAUGUCUUGGAAUGAGGUUUGCCAAAUUGGAACAGAAUAUGAUCACGGCCUACUUCAUCGCUACCUUCGACUACGAAUUGACUGAUAAAGAUGGACAAAAAGUUCAUGACACUCCGCCAGUAAACUUUAAUAGUCACACUGCGGAAAAGCCACAUCAGAGAGUGUAUUUGAAAUAUAAGAAGCGGUAG
Molecule: messenger RNA, 1524 nt
Organism: Glarea lozoyensis ATCC 20868
Lineage: Eukaryota; Fungi; Ascomycota; Leotiomycetes; Helotiales; Helotiaceae
Product: Cytochrome P450
Exons: 6
Coding region: 1-1524 (507 amino acids)
Biological process (GO): ergosterol biosynthetic process
Molecular function (GO): iron ion binding; heme binding; monooxygenase activity
Source: RefSeq, a predicted model, not a curated record